Cimex lectularius (bed bug) is the source of this 2416-nucleotide messenger RNA. RefSeq names its product ATP-binding cassette sub-family D member 2 (gene ABCD). Gene Ontology annotation, cellular component: peroxisomal membrane. Bases 215 to 2239 code for a protein of 674 amino acids. Gene Ontology annotation, biological process: peroxisome organization; fatty acid beta-oxidation; very long-chain fatty acid catabolic process. Gene Ontology annotation, molecular function: ABC-type transporter activity; long-chain fatty acid transmembrane transporter activity; ATP binding. The transcript has 11 exons. The record is from RefSeq and is a predicted model, not a curated record. Lineage: Eukaryota; Metazoa; Arthropoda; Insecta; Hemiptera; Cimicidae.
UAGCCCGUGGCGUUUGGGUUGAGUCGGAACUCAAGGAGAGGAACGCAUGCGUCAGUUGUCUUGUGCUUCUCGUGUCGGUCAUUUCCUCGUUCUGUCUUAAUGUGUUCCUCGUUAUAUUAGUCAGUGUCGAUGCUGUUUAAACUUGUUAUCGUAAUGCACCUACCACCGAUGUCAUCUUUUUAAAACUACAAUACAAACACUUUAAUAUUUCGACAUGCCCACUGUGAUAUCCAAGUGUCUGGAGGACGUCUCCAAGAUCAGCGUGCACAAACGUAAAUUCGGUAGUGGAGUGUUGACGGCUAUCCUACUCGUCUACAGCUGCAAACACGGUUACCCGUACAUAAAACAUCUCUUGCAUUCAACGCCCAAGAAGACGGUCGUCGUAUCCAACAACAACAAAAACGAGCCAAAUGCGAACGUUUCAGACGAACCGUCGGACAAAAGAGACGUGCCGGGUUUCAACAGAGAGUUUCUUAUCGAAUUGUAUAAAUUAAUCCGUCUUCUCAUACCUCGACUAUGGUGCAAAGAAGUCGGCUUACUCUCUGUUCACACGUUGGCGCUCAUAACGCGCACAUUUAUGUCAAUUUAUGUCGCCACUAUGGAAGGCCAAAUGGUAAAAUUCAUUGUGCAGAGGGAUAUCAACAAUUUUGCACUCAUGCUACUCAAAUGGCUGGGUGUUGCUCUCCCGGCGACCUUUCUCAACUCCCUCAUCCGAUAUCUCGAAUGCAAAAUUGCUCUCGCCUUCAGAUCCCGACUUGUAAACCAUGCUUAUCAUCUGUACAUGAAGAAUCAAACUUAUUACAGGGUAAGCAAUCUAGACUCUAGGAUAGAAAACGCAGAUCACCUUCUCACAGAAGACAUAAAAGCUUUUACCGCUUCUUUGGCCCAUCUCUAUUCUCAUUUAACAAAGCCACUGUUUGACUGUGCCCUAAUUGGUUUAGCAUUAGCAAGGUCCAGUCGUCAAAUGGGAGCUGCUGUUAUUCCAGGUCCACUUUUGGCUGUAAUUGUGAUUUCCUUAACUGGACAAGUGUUAAGAUGUCUUUCACCCAAAUUUGGCGCUCUGGUUGCCAUAGAAGCAGAAAGAUCUGCGUACCUACGGAGUGUACAUUCAAGAUUGAUAACUAAUGCUGAGGAAAUAGCUUUCUAUGGUGGCAGUAAGGUAGAAUUAAAUCAUUUGAAAGCAGCUUAUAGAUGUUUAGUGGAUCAUAAGAAUAAAAUUUUGUGCCAAAGACUUUGGUAUGUGGUCCUUGAACAGUUCCUAAUGAAAUAUGUGUGGAGUGGCACAGGUAUGAUUAUGGUAUCUAUACCGAUUCUCAUGGCUUCCAAUGAUACAGGGAUUGCUAGAAAUGUAAGCGACCGAACUCAGUAUUUUACAACUGCAAGAAAUCUCCUUAUCUCUGGAGCUGAUGCUGUUGAAAGAUUGUUGUCUUCUUAUAAAGAAAUUGUCGAAUUAGCUGGCUACACGUCUCGAGUCGGCGCAGUGCUGAAAGUCUUCAAGGAUGUCUCGGAGGGAGUGUACCAGAGAUCAGCCAUUACAACUUCUUUCAACAAAUACCGAGAUAUCAGAGGAUCCAUCAGACAUAGUACAGAUGGAAGUAUUAAAUUGUGUGAUGUGCCAAUUGUUACUCCUACUGGAGAUGUUGUUAUUCCGAAUUUGAGCAUACACAUAAAGCCAGGCCGUCAUCUUUUAAUAACUGGCCCCAAUGGCUGUGGGAAAUCUUCCAUGUUCAGAGUCAUUUGUGGCUUGUGGCCGCUGUAUGAUGGAACUCUUUACAUUCCUCCAAAUUCAAAUAUGUUUUACAUCCCACAAAGGCCGUACAUGUCGAUCGGUAGUCUCAGGGAGCAAAUCAUUUAUCCUGAUACCGUAGAAGAUAUGAGGAAAAAAGGAAUUAGCGAUAAAGAUUUGGAGGAAUGUCUCAGUCAUGUCGCUUUAAACAGUCUUGUGACAAGAGAAGGUGGAUGGUCUGCUGAGGCCGAUUGGAAGGAUAUUCUUUCUGGAGGGGAAAAACAAAGAAUUGCAAUUGCCAGGCUGUUUUACCACAAGCCAUCUUUUGCACUUCUUGACGAAUGUACUAGCGCUGUGAGUAUGGAUGUUGAAAGCAAAAUGUAUGAAGAUGCAAAAUCCCUCGGAAUAACUCUGUUGACAAUUACGCAUAGGCCUUCACUUUGGAAAUUCCAUGAUGAAAUUCUUGAGUUUGAUGGGCAAGGCAGUUGGCUACUUAAAGAGGUAUCACAUUAAGUCAUUCAUGAUAGCUGGAUUCAUGAACAGGACAAGAGGAAAGACAGACAUCCGGUGGCAAUAAGUUACUUUUGUUAUAUAUGUACUUAAAAAUUAGAAUGAAAAUCAAAUGUACGAGUGUAAAACCAAUUUUUUUUGGAAUGUAAAAUUGAAAUAUAUAAAUAAUGUAUCAUAAAU